AUGGAGGUACUUAAUCCAAGGGCUUCAUUUCUAUCUAACUAUGAAGUCCUCUCGCUGCUUCGUGAGCUCGACAACGAUUAUCUCUCACGAGCAAAAACUGCCGUCAGAAUCAAGAAGGAAGAGGACGGUGCAGGGGUUACAGGAAAGGGUGGAUCAGAUCCAGCGGCAGUGGAUAUCAGCGAGAAUCUGAGGACUGUGGAAGUUGAGGCCAUCCAGUAUCUCAGUGCAGAUUACCAACCAAUCGCGCAACAGUCAGAAGCUGGCAUAAAACAGCUUACUCGUGAUCUUGCACCGUAUUCACUUACAAAGGCUGAGAAGCUGCAAAUCGUGAAUCUCGCUCCAACUGAACCCGUCGAGCUCUAUGUUGUUGUCGAGGAACUAGAAGAUCGGCUCGGAGAACAAAUGGACGACAUUCUCUCGGCUGUGCGAAGAUCCCUGAAUGCUCCAUACGCGUCGCCUGGUCUCUCGUAUUCCGAGAGAUCGCAUCCGCCCGCUGCAGGCGAGGCUGAAGUAUAUAGAGAAGAAGAACAAGGUUGGGGCGAAGAAGUAUAUGACGCAAACGAAGUGAUAUUUGACGAUACGGGAGAAGGUGCCGGUGUUGAAGGUGACCUUGAUAUGGAUGAUGAAUAG
Molecule: messenger RNA, 630 nt
Organism: Serpula lacrymans var. lacrymans S7.9
Lineage: Eukaryota; Fungi; Basidiomycota; Agaricomycetes; Boletales; Serpulaceae
Exons: 4
Coding region: 1-630 (209 amino acids)
Biological process (GO): transcription initiation at RNA polymerase III promoter
Cellular component (GO): RNA polymerase III complex
Molecular function (GO): nucleotide binding
Source: RefSeq, a predicted model, not a curated record